Molecule: messenger RNA, 2089 nt
Organism: Eucalyptus grandis
Lineage: Eukaryota; Viridiplantae; Streptophyta; Magnoliopsida; Myrtales; Myrtaceae
Product: protein EMSY-LIKE 3
Exons: 10
Coding region: 528-1808 (426 amino acids)
Biological process (GO): defense response to fungus
Cellular component (GO): nucleus
Source: RefSeq, a predicted model, not a curated record
AUUAGGGCGCCAGAAAAGUGAUUUGAAGUCCGGUUUCCUUCUCGACUCGAGCUUCGAACUCGCUGCAACACGAACACACACACGCCCUCUCUCUCUCUCUCUCUCUCCUCCUUCGCUCGAUCGGCUCUCGUCUCGCGCGAAAUCCUCCACCUCCAAUCGCCGGCGUCUUCCCCGUCGCUUCGCUCGCCGUCCGUUCCCUCGGAGUCGCGCAAUUCCUUCGGUAGAUUCCCGCGACGGUCCCGCAGGGCGCCGGAUCGCUCCUCUUUCCCCCUCCCGUCGCCCCCGCCCCCGCCCCCUCCGGUUCCCGCCGUUUUCGCCGGCCGCGCGCCGUCGCCGUGGAGCUCGACGGAGCGAUUGAGCGAUUCGCCUCCGUGAAAUCUCCCUAUUCGCCUCCUUUCCUCGCGCGUCGUCGCGAAAGCCCGGCGGCUCGGGGUCGGUGUGGUUUUUUGGCCUUUCGAUUGGGUAGGAGAGGCGAAUUCGGCGGCCCUUUCGUGUUUGGAGCGAGCGCUUGAUUCGAAGAGACGGCGAUGGAUUAUGAAUUGUCCGAUAGCAGCGGGACGGAUGAUGAUCUCCCUCCUACUCAUAAUAGGUUUCAGAGGGGGGCUAGAGCUGCAGGCAACCCUCGGUCUAGUUUUGUUGGUCCUCCUAUGUUGCCUAGCGUUCAUGGCGACAUGGAAACCCAGAUCCAUGAAAUUGAGCAAGAAGCCUACUGUUCUGUCCUUCGGGCAUUCAAAGCUCAGUCUGAUGCCAUUACCUGGGAAAAGGAAAGUUUAAUUACUGAACUGAGGAAAGAGCUGAGGGUAUCAGAUGAGGAACAUAGGGAACUUCUGUCAAGGGUCAAUGCCGACGACAUGAUUCGUAGGAUAAGGGAGUGGAGAAAAGCAAGAGGGCUUCAACCUGGCAUGCUCAGUACAUCUCAGCCUGUUCAUGAUCUCUUACCUAGUCCCACUGUCUCAGCAUCUCGCAAGAAACAGAAAACAUCACAAUCUGUAGCUUCUUUAUCUAUGGGGGCACCAUCUCCUGCACUGCAUCCAUCAAUGCAACAACCUUCUGGAUCGAUAAAACGAGGACCUCCCCCUGGAGCCAGGAGUAAGAAGCAGAAAUCAUCCAUGCAGUACCCUUCUGCAGGUGUUAGCGCAAGGCCCGGUGCAAACCGGGGCUCUGGGGCCUUUCCAGCGAAUGAACAUCCUGAGGCGACAUCUUAUGAUACACUCAUAGGAAAGAGAGUCUGGACUAGGUGGCCCGAUGACAACAAUUUCUACGAGGCUGUUAUAACUGACUUCAAUGCAGCUGAGGGCCGCCAUGCUCUCGUUUACGAUAUAAAUACAGCAGAUGAAACAUGGGAGUGGGUCAAUCUCAAAGAGAUAUCUCCUGAAGAUAUCCGAUGGGAAGGAGAGGAUCCUGGUGUAUCUCGUAGAGGAGGCCGUCCUGGUCCAGGGCGUGGAACCAAAAAGCCCAUGACCCGAGGUGGUGGUGUUGCGGGAGCUGGAAGAGGUAGAGGAAACACAAAGGGUCAAAACAAGAAAGAUGUUCCUUUAUCGCAAAAUGGUGUCGGAAAAAAGGCAUUGGGGGAUAUUGAAUUACUUCAUACAGAUACACUAAUUAAGGAGGUUGAGAAAGUUUUUGGCGCAAGCCAUCCUGAUCCCACGGAGAUUGAGAAAGCGAAGAAAGUGUUGAAGGAGCAUGAGCAAGCCUUAGUUGAUGCAAUCUCAAGGCUUGAAGAUGCCUCUGAUGGUGAAAGUGCAGAUGGUGGAGAACACCAUAACCAGGGGAAAACAGGAACAAGGGUGGGGGAUGAGCCAGAAUAAUGGGGAUUUGUGUUGAAGGCUUGGGCGGUGAUGAGAUAGCCAGAGAUGGUAGGAUUUCGACUGAUCCCCAGGACGAGACAUGACAUUUGAUUGCCGUAGGCGCUUGCUGUAUAAUGUCCUCUUAAUUCAUUUAACCAGUAUGUAUAUUAUCAUUAGCCAGAUAUUCGAUUAUUUCCCUAGCUUUUAACUUGUGAGUCUUGCAGAUCGUAGUCUAUUUUGCUGACCUAUUCAGUGUACUCCGAAUUUAACUGAUAUCUAGACUAGUUUGUAUUUUGUAUGAA